Messenger RNA from Salvia miltiorrhiza (redroot sage), 1035 nucleotides. RefSeq lists its product as uncharacterized. Gene Ontology annotation, biological process: translation. Lineage: Eukaryota; Viridiplantae; Streptophyta; Magnoliopsida; Lamiales; Lamiaceae. Gene Ontology annotation, cellular component: ribosome. Gene Ontology annotation, molecular function: structural constituent of ribosome. The coding region runs from base 407 to 706 and encodes 99 amino acids. The transcript has 2 exons. The record is from RefSeq and is a predicted model, not a curated record.
AUAUAUUUUGAAUUUUUUCUUUAGCCUUUUAGAGUUCAACUAGGGUCUCUAGGGGUUCUGCAUACAGACGUUUAUUCAGCAUACACUGCAUCAGUUACCAAACAAAUCAAAUAUGUGUAAAAUGUGCGAAAUUGGAAUCCUUAAUUAAUUUCUAGUUUUUCUUAUUACAGCAUAAUUAAUCUUAUUUUUUAGCAAUAUUUUACUAUUAUAUGAAAAGAAGAAUUAUGAAUAAAACACUACCAGAACCAAUAUUGGUGUUUAACGUAAACUAAAAAUUCGACCACAAUGUUCUUACUCAUUUUCUAUACAAGAGGCCCACCCAAACCCUGCAGCCCAGUUUCAUAUUUAUCCCAAUCCCACAUCCCCAAACAACCCUCAAAUCAAAUCCCAAAUUCCAACCGAUACAAUGAUUCAGGCGGCGGCGAUGCGGCGGACCUCCUACUUUUCCAUGAGUUCUCACCUGCAACAGUGCAGGGGCAUCCGAGUCAAGGUUUACAACAGCAAUUUAGAUCAGGCUUUGACCUUAAUGCAGCGGAAGAUGCAGUCCAGCGGCAUCGAGCGAAUGAUAAAGCAGGAACAGCUUGCCCACGUCAAAAAUUCCGAGAAGCGCGUUUUGGCCAAAAAGAAUUUGGAGCGCAGGCUUCGCGCGCAGGAUCUUGCCCGCAAGCUCAAGAUGAUUCUCGUUCAGAAAGUCAGGGGUAUAUAAGAUAGCUUGAAGGAGUUAAGUAGAAACCAUUUAGUCCUUGCCAAUUACUCUAAUCGUCAUUUCCAAAUAUAGUUGGUUGUAUUUUCAGUGCUUCUUGAGGAAAUUUUCAUGCAUCCAUUGCCAAGGGGGGCAGGGCAGGGCUCCAACUUUUAAUGGAAAAACUCCCAAUAAUAGCAUACGGCUGUAUGUGUUUGAAAUUUGAUAGAAUGACCUACAAAUGAGCUUCUCGAUGCCAAAUAUUUUUAUGUAUGCAAAAUAAUUAUUCGGACUUAAUUUGUAUGUUUAAACUUAGUUUGACUCAAAUUUUUAAGGGGGAGAUUUUACAUUCA